Paralichthys olivaceus (Japanese flounder) is the source of this 5428-nucleotide messenger RNA. NCBI's taxonomy places the organism in Eukaryota, Metazoa, Chordata, Actinopteri, Pleuronectiformes, Paralichthyidae. The record is from RefSeq and is a predicted model, not a curated record.
GACACGGUGGCGCUGUGACGCUCAUUCCACGGUUAAACCUGCCGGCGACGAAGCUGGAGAACUCGGCAGGGAGAGAAUCCUGUCAGCAUCGAACUGUGUCCAGCCGAAACCCGCCGCUCACUGCCGACUAUGCAUCCCGGCCAGCGUGCUCCCUGACACCGCGCGGUACACACGAGAAGCCGGCGGAGCUGCCUGAAGCUUUCCGACUGAACGACGCGCACUCGCCGGGGCUUUAGGGCUUCUCGGCUCCGCUGGAGAUUGUGAGCCCGUCCAGCAGCAGCAGCAGCAGCAACAACAGCAGCUGGCUAACGAGCUAACGAGCGUUAGCAACCACCCACUCAGACAGGCACACCGGAAAGGCCGCUGCUGGCGCUGCCGCACCCGGUGUGGAUUUAACUUUCUCCGGCCGCCUCGUCCCGGACUGAACCGACAGAAAGUCGCUUUAGACACCGAUAAACGUAUCAUAACACAUCGGUAAGAAUGGACACGCCUCUGGGGAUGAGCGAGGAGGAAUGCUUGGCAACUGUGAGAGGUCAGGAGCUGAGGUCUGGCCAGAAGGAGUCCAGACUACUGUCACUUAUUGAGCGCAGUGGAGAGUUUAUAUUGGGUGUGUUGGCCACCCCUGACGCUGUCGUGUCUCGUCCAGUGGCUCAGCUGUCUAUACCCAUCAAUGGUAACUUUGAAAUAGUUCGAGAAGCAGAUGAAGCUCUCCUUAUUGACUUCUCGGUGAAUUCUUUUGUCAGGGUACGAAUUAAAGGUGAAAAAGCCCCCGAGCUGCUGUUGGAACUGCAGGAUGAUGAUCGGACUCAAACCUUCUUAACCCAGCUGAAAAGUGCGCAGCAGCAAGUUGAACCGAAAGUCCCAAAACUAAAAGCGAUGGAGCCCCUCGCCCCAACGACUCCGAGGGGUCCGGUCCCCAUCCCACCACAAAGAAUAAACAAGCCUGCUAACUCUGUUGGCCCUGGAGGUAACCCAUCCAAACCUGUCCCUGCACUGCCUCCCAACCACCACAACAGCACUACAACAAAGACAGAUCCAGCUCAGUCGCUUGCCUCAGACUUUGGCUUUGAAGACAGCUUCAACCACGCUCUCAAAGUGGAGGAAAAGAAGAACCACCAGAAUCGCAUAGUUGCCUCCAGGGACCCUCCUCCCGUUCCCCCUCUGCCUCCUCGCAAAGCCUCUUACACUCCAUCCAAUCCUCUGCCUCCUGCACCAGUCCCUAAAGAGAGAUCUGUCUCCAUACAGGCCAAAGACAACUCCUUAAACACCAAGCCAGAUAGUUUCAGGUCAGGUGGGUUUGAUCGUUUGGACCGACCACCAUCUUGGUGUGAGAGCCCCACCACCAACAGCAUGAGGCAGACCAUGUUCUCCAGCCAGGCAGGCCAAAGAGAAUACCUCAUCAAACACCGUCUGGGCAAGAAGGAGAAUGAAUAUGUGGACAUCCAAACAUUUAGGUUUUUCACAGGUACGUGGAACGUGAACGGUCAGUCUCCAGACAACACCCUUGAGCCAUGGCUCUCCUGUGACACAGAACCUCCUGAUAUAUAUGCUCUGGGUUUUCAAGAGUUGGACCUGAGCACUGAAGCUUUCUUCUACAUGGACUCGUCCAAGGAGCAGAUAUGGGUGGAAGCUGUGGAGAAAAGUUUGCACCCAAAAGCCAAGUACAAGAGGGUUCGGAUCAUACGACUCGUUGGGAUGAUGCUUGUGGUCUUUGUCAAAAAGAUUCACAAAAAUCACAUUAAAGAAGUGGCUGCAGAGCAUGUUGGGACUGGGAUCAUGGGGAAAAUGGGGAACAAAGGAGGCGUUGCUGUGAGGUUCGUUUUCCACAACACGAGUUUCUGCAUUGUAAACUCUCAUCUAGCAGCACACGUGGAAGACUUUGAGCGCCGCAACCAGGACUACAAAGACAUAUGUGCCCGCAUGACCUUCCACUUACUGGAACACCCCCCUCUCAGUAUCGUCAAGCACGAUGUAGUGAUCUGGCUCGGGGAUUUGAAUUAUCGCCUGUUCAUGUAUGAUGCUGCUGAAGUCAAGCAGCUCAUUUCACAGAAUGAGUUAAAGAAGCUUCAGGAGGUGGAUCAGCUGAACAUUCAGAGGCAGACGAAGAGAGCCUUCACAGAUUUCAUGGAGGGAGAUAUUAACUUCAUUCCCACGUACAAGUACGACCCCAAAACAGAUCGAUGGGACUCAAGUGGGAAAUGCCGUGUCCCGGCUUGGUGUGACAGAAUCCUUUGGAGGGGCAACAAUGUCAAGCAGCUCAAAUACCGAAGCUGCAUGGAGCUUCAAACAAGUGACCACAAACCCGUCAGCUCCCUCUUCACUGUAGGGGUAAAGGUUAUAAAUGAGCAGCGGCACAAAAAGGUGUUUGAGGAGAUUGUUCGAGUGAUGGACCGAAUGGAGAAUGAUUUCCUUCCAUCUGUAUCUCUGAGCCGGCGAGAGUUUGCAUUUGAGAAUGUGAAGUUCCGACAGCUUCAAAAGGAGCGUUUCCUAAUAACCAAUGACGGGCAGGUCCCCUGCCACUUCGCCUUCAUCCCCAAACUCAAUGACUCACAAUAUUGCAAACCCUGGCUGCGUGCCGAGCCAAGUGAUGGAUUCUUAGAGCCCUCUGAGACCCUGGAGAUUUUUCUGGAGGUGUACGUCAGUAAAGACUCGGUCACGCUGCUGAACUCUGCAGAGGACUCCAUAGAGGACAUUCUGGUGCUCCAUCUGGACCGUGGCAAGGACUACUUCAUUACCAUCUCAGGCAACUACCUGCCCAGCUGCUUUGGCACCUCGCUGGAGACUCUGUGCCGCAUGAAGAAGCCCAUCAGAGAGAUCCCCAUCACCAAACUCAUUGACCUGGGAGAGGACAGCUUCAUGGAAAAGGAAAAGUCAAAGGUGAGCUUCCUGAUGGCGGAUGGUGCAAGUACUGAGGACAAACCUCUGAAGAUCCCCAAGGAGGUUUGGAUCCUGGUCAACCACCUCUUCACCAAGUCCUGUGAUCAGGAGGACCUGUUCCAGACACCGGGCCUACAAGAGGAGCUGCAGAGCAUCAUCGACUGUCUGGACACCAGCAUCCCCGACUCCAUCCCCGGUUGUAACCACUCUGUGGCCGAGGCUCUGUUGAUCUUCUUGGAGGCGGUGCCAGAACCAGUGGUUUGUUAUGAGCUCUACCAACGGUGCCUCGAGUGCGCUCACGACAGCCGCCUCUGCAAACAGUUGAUCUCCCAGUUGCCUCGGGCUCACCGCAACGUGUUCCGCUACUUAAUGGCCUUUCUGAAGGAACUUCUCAAGCACUCACACAACAACAACCUGACGGCCAGCCUCAUAGCCUCCCUCUUUGCCAGCCUCCUUAUCCGACCCCCUCCCAACCUGGUGGGCAGGCAGACGUCACACGAGCGGCAGAAAGCCAUCGACUUUGUUCUGGGUUUCCUCAUGGCGGGAGACGAGGAGUAAACAAGGUCAAGACUCCCUCACAGCAUCUGUAGGGUUUGGACUUAAACUCUCUACCUGACUUUACAUUUGGCACAGGACCUUGACCCAUAGGACUGUGUCCACACGAUCCACUUGGUAUUCUGUCGUCUGUGCGGAGACCAGUGCAGCUGUCCUGCACCACACCUGACACAAACUCUCAUGUAAGAGCUACCACAGACUGACUUUAGAAAUGGGACGACGUUACCAAGUGUCAUAUCUUCACUGACAGUCUGACCGUUCACUGGAUUUGGGAGAACUGGGCAGAGGUUUGGACUGAUGCCUAUGCACUUUCAGAUGACCCACAGGACCUGUGCCUCCUCAUCCUCAGCUGACCUUUCUUACUGUCGGUGCUCAUGCCAAAAUAACCCCUGAAUAGUUAGUGGUAUGAAUGUAAAAACACUAUGUAUUCAUAAAUGCUAAGGAAAAGACUCAAUCACACUAAAAGAAGUAGAAGUAGACUGAAUUAAAAGAACAAACAUCGGCUUUAAAAUUAAAACCAAUGUUUUAAUGUUGUGGCUGAUGGUUUCUGACUGAUCAAAGCAUUAAAUAGAUGUAAGUAAAUAAAGAGGAUAAUUGUGGAAAUCUAUAACAAAGAAUGUUUAAGCUUAAGAUAAAUCAUGACAAUCAUCAUUUUAUUUGAGGGGACAGCAUUGAGAUAUCCAAGAUCAUUUUUGUUGUCAUGUUUUAACUGUUAUUUAUAUAUUUUUUUCUUCCAAGUUUGCACCAUGUGAAUAGAUGUAGAUUCAUACGACAGUACAGUUUGUUUUCAGCUCUGCCUCUGUUCAAUGGAAAUAUUCCUCAUUUUUUUAUCAUCCUUUUUAUCAAACUUUCUCGUGAGCCUCUCAUCUCGUUUUGCCAGUUCCUGCUGAGUUACAAAACAAGUCUGUUAGCACACCAACUAACUUCCUGGUCGACCGGAAUCAAGAGUGGCGCUCUGUGGUGUUCGGUGUCUUAAAUGGUGUAAAUACUGCUGUGAUUGUUUCAUGUGACCGUUGGUAUGGUGGUGCAAGUCUGUGACGGUGUCUCCAGUCUGUCAUGUUUGUCUUGGAGGUAGUAAUAUUAUGUCUCGUGUUUUUGUCUUUUUCCUCAAUUUCCUCCACAACUCUAAAGCUCAUUAUUCACAGUCUCAUGCCUGUGUGCUGGUGAAUCCACAUGAGUAAUACUUGCUUUAAGUGAUGCAACAGUUUCUAUGUGCGAGAUUUAAUGGCUCAUUACUCUGCAGGUCUUUGUGCAGCUUUCUCAUUUGUGCCACAAGAUUUUCUUAUCUGCAAUCGCUGUUGCAAAAAACGUCAUGGUUAUUGAAAUAAGGAACUUCUGCACUGUGUACAAUGACCAGUAUUUCCUCUUAAACCAUUUUUUUCCAAAGAGAUUUUCCAAAGCAUUAUUUCCCAGUUGACAAAAACAAAAUCAAACUUGUGACAUUCAUUUGCUUUUCUCAGUAUCUUCUGCAGCGUAGUGAAGGCACAGGUUUUCUUCUCAGACGCUCAACGACCUCUGCGUCGUGAUAUCUUCUCCUCGGAGAUAUGACGAUUCUGACAGUCGUGACACUUAAAAGGAAAAGCCUGCUGCACUGAAAUUCUUGCGCAGUUUCUUCUGCCUUGUCCUCAUCAGAACACGUGACUCUAUUGGUCUUAACUGAAACAAGCUUUGCCAAAAGGUGGCUCGUGUGUGAAGUGAACGAUUCAGUUACUAACUUUGUCAGAAAUUCUGCCCUCAACAUGUCAAAUGGAUAAAUCAGUAUAAUCAAUAACUCUUGAUUUUAAGUGUUGUCGUAUGCCACUGUAUCAACUGAUGUAUUUUUGUGGAGUCAUUGUGCUUCUCGUCUUUUAGUUUCUGUUCAGAAAAUUAGAGGCACAUUUUAAAGGUACGCAAAGAAACACUCGCACUUGUUUUCAACUUUUCAGAGUUUUUGGUACUUUUAAUUUAUUUAACAGAAAUAAAACUAUGUAUAAAGCUGUUUGGUUUUCCUGCUCAA